CUGACUCGUCAAGAGUCUUGCGCUUGUCAAUGGGAGGAGAUACCGACGCCAAGUGUUUGCGAUCGAGAUCCACCGCUCCUGGAAGGUCCUCCGUCACAAGAAAAACUCAUUCAGAUAAUCAACUGCUUUCCAUUCCCAACGCCACGUGGAACACCACAGUCGAGCCCAAAAAUGGUGUGUAAGCAUACUGCAGUGGUAGGGGACGUGGAACAGCAAACCUUCGGUGAUGCUUUCGAGAAACUUGUACAGGUAAAUCUAUGCUUCAAUAUUCAAGUUGGAGCGACUUUUGGCUGA
Cylicostephanus goldi is the source of this 294-nucleotide messenger RNA. Lineage: Eukaryota; Metazoa; Nematoda; Chromadorea; Rhabditida; Strongylidae. The record is from the annotation of a GenBank genome assembly.